AUGAAGCUGCUGUCCUGGGGAUUGCUCGCUGUUGUUCCUUGCCUUGUCGAAUCAUCUGCUGUGGGGUAUUCGACAACAACACCUUCUACAGUUACAGACUCUUCGUUCAGUUUUGGAUCCCACUACGCAGUUCUAAACCUCGACUUAAUUAGCGGACUCGUGGGGACGAUCAACACAACAUCGCAGGGGCAGGCGUUCAUCAAGAACACAGCAAAAUGGAUCAACGCUGUGCAUAAACAAUCCCCUCCUCCGAUCAGCAUUUUCAGCCGCCUUUAUUUUUCCACUAGCCUUUUGCCUGAGAUCUCACCAGAUGCCCCUUUCAUGACCGACGUUGCUACAGUUGGGAAUCUCACAGGGUCGGACCCGAAAUCACAACUUUACCCUGCUUUCAAGACGCUGCCUAAUUACGACAUUGUCCUGCAAAAGACGCGUUAUUUUGCGGGCGCGGAUAACACGCUUGUACAAAUUCUGCAGAGCCAGAAGAUUGAAACAGUUAUUUUGUCUGGCCUGCGAACCUCGGGGGUGAUUCUCGCGACUGCCCAACGCCUCUUCGAUUUGGAUUUCAAUGUCUACGUCAUUGCCAAUAACACGAUUGAGACUGGAAGCGAUGCGACCAAAAUCAACGACGCGAUCCUCCAAGGAAUUCUGCCAAAGCUACCGGCCAAUGUCAUUACUAUUGAGCAGGCCAUCGAUGCACUAUCACGAUCAAGUGCAACAUAUUACUAG
Penicillium angulare is the source of this 726-nucleotide messenger RNA. RefSeq names its product Isochorismatase hydrolase. The record is from RefSeq and is a predicted model, not a curated record. The transcript has 4 exons. The coding region runs from base 1 to 726 and encodes 241 amino acids. Lineage: Eukaryota; Fungi; Ascomycota; Eurotiomycetes; Eurotiales; Aspergillaceae.